AAAAAAAAUUAGAAAAGAGAAAAUUGUUAGCAGUGCUGUAUUGCAGUAUCACACCAGAGCCGGCUCUCCUGACAGGGGCACCUGGCAGCACCGCUGAGAGCUGCAGCCUCCUUUGCUGUUUAAUGCUUCAGUUUCUCGAGCACUCCAUUACAGAGGAUUCAAUCAGCAGUUUUUCCACAACUUCGAUGGGAAAAAAUACUAUUAAUUUUGUGUGACUCCUGUUUUGACAGGCAAAAUGGCCAGGAAGGCAAGGAAACACACCUGGACAUUCUGCCCCGGUUUGGUAGCAAUCGAUACAUUCACUUACACCACAGAGAGAACAUUGCCAGCUCAAAGCAAUUUUCUCAAGGAAGCUUCGCAAAAAAUGAAGAUGGUCUCGGUGCUGCUUCUGCUGAGCACCCUCCUGGGUGCCCCCGCGAUGCCUUCCCGGCGUCCCUCAUGUUACAAGAGGGCCCUCAAAGGCCACAACUGUCACAACAUCCCUGAAGGCACCGAGAACCUUCGACUAAUCGAUGAAGGUUUGCAAGACCACUUUUGGGAAGGGAAGGGCUGCGAGGUGAUCUGUUACUGCAGCUGGAAUGAAUUGCUCUGCUGCCCCAAGGAUAUUUUCUUUGGACCAAAGAUAUCUUUUGUGAUCUCCUGCAACAGUCAGUGAUGGACAGCAAGUCUGUGAAGACAACAGACAUCAUUUUACAAUAAUGUAAUAAUACUUUCAAGGAAGAAAACAAAACCACUACCAACUGAAAAUCCCACCUUCCUUUCUGACCACAAUACAGUGCCUCUUUUUAUAAUGUAGAAAAAAAAUUCCUUUCUGUAUGUUUUUAGUCUCGAAUAUGUGAGUUCUCCUUUCAAAUUUGGUAGCUGACUUAAUUUGCAUAAUGGUGUAAAAGACUGUACAAGCUUUUGAUGCAUCUCCCAGCAAAAAGCCUAACCCUUGCUACUCAGCACAUUCUCAGCUAGUUUGGACAAAGAAACUUCAAGCCUAAGCCUUCACAUCAUUAGGAAUGUGACUCUCUUAGCAAACUACCACUGUGCAGCUUCUUAUUGCUCUAUUGCCAUCACACAGUUAAUGCUGUUUAGAGCUGAAGCUACUCAGUCCCUGGCACUCCUGCUGACAGGCUCCCACAUUAAGAUGCCCGUAGGCAUCUUAAAAUACAUGCACAUGCAAAAGGCAAACUCCCAUCAUUUGUAUUUUAAAAUCUACCGGAAAAAGUCAAAACUCCCAUUAGUACUAACACACACUUAAGUCUUAAUUAUGUCUAACUGGUCAUCUGUAUUAACUAUGGAAUUUGUAAAAACCUUAAAUUGCUUAACACUGAACAUUUAAAACACUAGAACAGAUACAAUAGUGUAUAUAUAUAUUAGGGAAGACAUCUAAAGAGGAUGCGACUGAUGCCAGGUCUGUUAAGGCAACAUAAAAAUCUGCACAUAGGCAGCUUUUUCAUCAAGCCUUGUUGGAAAUACAGUACCCCAGAAUGAAGUCAAAAUGUUGGGAUUAUUUUUAGGCUAGCUCUGUAAGGAAAUAGCUAGUGAAGUAAAGACAAAGAGGUAUCUCAAAAUAUUAGAAGUAAUCAUCUUAAUGUUUAAGACUUAUCAUGAUCUAGGCUAUAUAUAUACACAGGCACCUCUCAAUACUGAUUGCAGUACAACAACAACAAAAAAAAAGCCAAAAAUAUAUAUGUCCCUUUGUAAGUUAAAGAAAAGUCAUCUAACAAACCAGGCUUACAAACAGUAAGCCUGGCUUAUUGCCUUACUUUUAAAGACUCUUUUAGCUAGCAAGUCAGUCACAUGGAAGGUGUGUAGUACCGAAGCAACUAUUUAGUCUUCCACUCAGAAAUUGUCCUGUUCAUCUAAUUAUCUUAACACCAUUACAUCACAAAAAUUGCUACCACCAGCUUCCCAGACGUUUCACAGGCAGUACAAAAUAUCACCAUAAUUGUUUUUCUUCCUCUGUUAGUAAUUGAGGGUUGGCUACUGGGGGAAAGGGGUGAUUAUACAUAGCUAAUAAUAAAUGUUUCAAGUAAA
Columba livia (rock pigeon) is the source of this 2025-nucleotide messenger RNA. It is a transcript of the gene SCRG1, whose product is annotated as stimulator of chondrogenesis 1. NCBI's taxonomy places the organism in Eukaryota, Metazoa, Chordata, Aves, Columbiformes, Columbidae. The coding region runs from base 236 to 655 and encodes 139 amino acids. Gene Ontology annotation, cellular component: Golgi apparatus; neuron projection terminus. The transcript has 3 exons. The record is from RefSeq and is a predicted model, not a curated record.